Echinococcus granulosus is the source of this 846-nucleotide messenger RNA. RefSeq names its product phosphoglycerate mutase. The transcript has 4 exons. The record is from RefSeq and is a predicted model, not a curated record. NCBI's taxonomy places the organism in Eukaryota, Metazoa, Platyhelminthes, Cestoda, Cyclophyllidea, Taeniidae. The coding region runs from base 1 to 846 and encodes 281 amino acids.
AUGCGGGAGCGAAAUUUUGGUCUGAACAAUGGGAAACCUAGAUCGCAAAUUCAUGAAUUUAUCGCCGAAACGAAAUCUAAUCACAUGGGGUGUCAAAUGUGGCGCAAUUGUCAGGGUGAAUGCAGCCAUCAGAUCUUCUGGAGAGCGCUCAAUUUCUUUUUUGACUUGUGCGAGUUUGCCGUGAAUCAACCCACCAAACCGACGCCUGAUUUCCCAUCUAUUGGAUCACUGGAAAAGAUCGCAGAUACCCCUCCAUUGCCAGUUCUGCUACCUCUUCGACAGCCACCAGUAUCUCAGGCCUUUGCUUCUUCGCCACACCACCUUAGAAAUGAACGCCUUUCUUCUUUUCCUGACGAUAUCUCCCAUGAGAACUUGGAUUAUGCUGGACACUUUGUCCUGGUAAGCCAUGGACAAUGGAUUCGCGAGUUCAAUCACAUUCUGUAUGCCCUCUCGGAGCGCAGCCUCGGUUUUCCCGCUCAGUGUCAGAUGAUAGCAGUACUGGAGAACUGCCAGUUCAACCAAUUUGGGGUUGUGGCUCACUGCAAGCAAUUGGCUGCACGAGCCACUCUCCUGCGAGCCGCAUUUGAGUCAGCCUUGGAGGCGGCGAAGAACUGUCGUUGCCACCCAUGUCCUUACAAACUCAGCCACCUUGCCGAUCGACUCCCCAUUGACGCCGUCUGUUACCACGCUCGUGUCGACGCCCACACGGUCAAAGGGCCCACAACCACCGCGCCUGCCGUGGAGACAGUGGAGGGGAAGCCUGUUGCCUCUGCAGGCUCUGGUACGGAAACCCUCUUCUUCGCUCGAGAAGACGAUGAAUAUGCUGGACUACCCAUGGCCAGGUAG